AUGAUGGACGCAUUACUAGAAAUUCUGCGAACAUCUACAGAUAAUGAGGAACGAAAAAAAGCAUCUGCACAACUGCGUCAUAUACAAGAAACUACUCCAGAGUCUUUUCUUACAUAUACAUGGGAAGUGAUAUCUUCUCCUGGAGUCCCAACAGCGGUGAGAUUUUUUAUAGCUUCUACAGUGGUGGAGUUUGUGGAGCAAUCAUGGCAUAAUGGUGUUCCCAAAGAAAUUCAAUUUAAUAUGAUUGAUUGUUAUUUGCAGUUAUUGUUAACAGAGACAUUUCCAUUACUCGCGUUGAGCCGAAAAGUGGCCGUUGUGUUAAGUUUAAUGGUAAUGCGAUGUGGUGUGAAGGCAGCCCCAGGGGCAUUACCAACACCAAUGGAGCGAACAGCCACAUUAUUAGCAGAUGCGGCUAUUCGAUCUGCUUCUAAUAAUAAUAAUAAUAAUAAUAAUAAUAAUAAUAAUAAUAAUAAUAAUGUGAAUACAGUAGGAUUUACAACACAGACUCUUUUAGCACUUCAUAUCUUUCUCAAGGAAGCACAGAAAAAACGUAUUGGUGGUGUAUUUCCUAAACUAUGUAAGCUUCUCGUUCCUGUUAUGUCGACUCUCUUUUCAGCAAGUACAUCAUGGGAUCAUGUAGAGCAUUAUCUUCCUUUCCUUUACUUGUUGAAAUGUGCCCUACGUGUUUUUGGUUUUGGUGUAUUUGAAGUGAGUUUUUAUCCAUACUUGUUAGAAACCACAUGGAGACUCGCAAGGGCCUUAAGUACAAUGGACCAACAAUCUCAACAACAACAACAAUGCUGUCAACGUCUAUUAGAAUAUGCUAUAAAGGUACAAGCCAAGAUGGUUAGUGUAUUUCCUUCACGUUUACAAGAGUUAACCCUUUCCUUUUUUAUUCAAGGACCACAUAAUGGAAAUCCUGAUGUUUCUCUUUUUGGUUUAAUAGAUGCUAUUCUGUCUAGUCCAGUUGGUGUUGUAACAACAGAGAAGAUGUUAUGUCGUUCUCUACGACUUCUUACAACGAUGUUUUCUGCAGAAGACUCGGAUACUUUCACGGCGGGUUGUUUAACAACACUUGCCAACUCUUCAUUACUUGCACAUAUGAUGGAGUCUGUGAUGAUGCGACUUGCAGAUGACACGAGUGCGACUUGUUUGCGGGCGUGGGAUGUGCAACCGGAGGUGUACGCUGCAGAAUUGGAUGUGGAGUUGGAUGAUGAGAAUUCUGUAACGAGUUGUGCAGAGGAGUUGUUGUUGGCGUUAACGGGAUCUACACAUUGUGCUGCGGUGAGUUUAACAGUAGCGUGGCGUAUUAUUAAUAGUUUGUUGGAGAGUGGUGAUGUGGGACAAGUAACAGCCGCACUGCAUGCUAUUGGUAUAUGUUACUAUACAAUGUCUGUUGGACAAGACCCGGAAAGUUAUCUUGCAUUUCUUACAGGAAAACUUCUCCCACUUAUUACAAAUGCUGCUGCUACUAAUAGUAAUAGUAAUAAUAAUAAUAGUGUUUCCCAAACUUCACCCUUUGUACUGCGGCGUGUAGUGUGGAUUGUUGGGAUGUGGUGUGAGUCUGUUUGUGAUGUUCAUAUGCGUCGUCAAGUGCAUAUGGCGUUAGGAUCUCUUUUACAACCGACAACACACACAGUCGUAUUGUUGUGUACACUCCGCUCUAUUGGAAACUUCAUUGAUGACUCUAAUUUCACCUCUGCAGAGAUGACUCCAGAGUAUGUGCAUACUAUAUUAUUAGCAAUUCAACGUCUUUUACCGCAGUUACAUUCACCAUCUAGUGUAAAGGGACUUUCUGCUCUUGUGUAUGCGAUGAUUACACGUGGUAUUCUUGAUGUUGGUACUGGAGAGUUAUUGCUUGAUGUUUUACUCCCAGCGGUGUAUCGCUUUGUAAGUGAGGCGGAAACUACUGUAAAUGCCAGCAAUAAUAAUAAUAACAAUAAUAAUAAUAAUAAUAAUAAUAAUAAUAAUAAUAAUAAUGAUGAUGAUGAUGAUGAAGAAAAGGAAGAGUUUGAUGCUGGAGCAAUGGGAAUGUUAUUAGAUUGUGUUGGGGCCUGUGCCUCUAUUGCGGCACCAGAGUUAAGUGAUCGUCUGUGGUCGUUAUUUCCAACAGUUGUGGUUCCAUGCACAGUAAUGGGCGGUAAGUUAACAAUAUGGGUAGAGGAUCACGCAUGGGAGUUACUCCUCACAAUGUCUCGAGCAGCGUAUGUUUGGAAUUCAUUUACACGAGAUGCUCUUUUAUGGUGUUUAGAGAAUAUGAAACGGGAUAUGUCUCUUUUACAUAUUGUGGUUCGAUGUGCUUAUACAUUAUUACUACUCUCUCCUGAACCGAUGGAGUUUAUUUCGUCUGGGUUAAUUGAUCACGCGGUGACGGUAUUCACACAAACACCAUCAAGUGAAUUGGAAUCUGCAUACUUUGCAUUAUUAGGCGUUAUUCUAAGGCGAGGCGAUACAUCUCUACGAUGUCAUUUUCUUCAUUCUGCACUUCAUCCUUUUCUUUCCUCCGAUUCUGUUCAAUCCGAUUUGUUUAGUAUACAUUUAGGGAUUCUCCUUGCCUGGUGUGUUCCCCCUUUUGGGGAUGAUAGAGCUUUAACUGUAUUGGCUCAGGUGGUAUCUCAACAUGUAAAUGCGGCAUCUUUUGCAGAGCGUAUUGUUUUACUUGUGGAUGUUUCCCCAAGUGAGUUGGUGACAAAUCAAUUGAUUGGAUUAAUGCGAUUGAUGCUGCAACAACUGCAACCGUUACUGCAGGCAACAGAUGUGCAAAUGUUGCAACACGUCAUUGCAGGGGUGGAGACGAGGGAAGCAGAAAAACAAGAAAAGUUAAUAAAGAAGAAGAAACACAUCAUUGGUGAUAAUAAUAAUAAUAUGGAGGAGGAGGAGGAUGAUCUGAUACGUGAUCCUGCAGAGAUGUUACUGGAACUUUUUGGUGAUGAGUCUGUUUCAAAUAAAUCUCCGCAUAUACAUCGACUUUUGUCUUUGUUUGGGAUGAACGUAUAA
Messenger RNA from Trypanosoma theileri, 2997 nucleotides. RefSeq lists its product as uncharacterized. The transcript has a single exon. The record is from RefSeq and is a predicted model, not a curated record. NCBI's taxonomy places the organism in Eukaryota, Euglenozoa, Kinetoplastea, Trypanosomatida, Trypanosomatidae. The coding region runs from base 1 to 2997 and encodes 998 amino acids. Gene Ontology annotation, molecular function: small GTPase binding. Gene Ontology annotation, biological process: intracellular protein transport.